AUGAUCAUUCGAAAACAAUAUGUUUGUUUGAUCCUGAUUUCUAUGAUAUCCUAUGCUUGGGGUACUGUUUGUGGGUCAACUGACUUAAACUUGACUCGAACUCUUCAAUCUAAUGAACAGACACCUAAUCCUGAUGAUGGUUCUACUUCAAUAACAGCACAAGAUAUUCCUAACUUAAUUCCAGCUAAUGCUGAUCAAGAGACAGUGGAUUGCUACAACGAAACCUUUGCUGAUCUCGUGGCAAUUAUGCACUCAUCCGAUACGAAUCCAGUUGUUUUGACUAGCGUAGAUAGAUUUUUCUCGGUUCUAUUCAUGCACAUGUACCUCCCCUCUUAUAUUGAGGAUAAGAACUCGGCUGCUGUUCGCGAUAUGUACACGGUUCAGUUUUAUAAUAAGCUUUGUAAUGCGGCUCGGCCCUUAUUUCGUGGUCAACCUGAUUGCAACACUGAUAUCACUCAUAUUUGGCGAAUAUUACAAGAAACUCAGCCGCACACAACGACAGAGAACCUCAAUACCUUAAGAACACGCUUAGUUCAGGAAACAUCAGCUAAGAAAUACUUGCCGCUUAUCUACCAACAUCCACAGAAUGUUGAUGAUGUAGCAAGCUAUCUCCGACGGCAUAAUGGCAAUUUAAAGUCAUUAUAUCCACGAUUCCAUCCCUUGUCUGUUAUUAAAAAUGCCCUUGAGGCUUGCCAUCUAGACAUAUCGUUCUCUGCUUCUGAUAAGCAUAAAGGCACUAUUAUCCUAGCCUCUGAGCAGUCCAGGCAACCUUUGCAGUCCCGCGACCAAGAUUUCGCCAGUCAAGUUGCCCAUCUUUUCACUAAAUGCAAUACAAUCAAUAUUAACGUAGAACUCAGUCCCGAUUGUGCCAAUGAAAUAACUGCUGCAUUGCCACAGCUAGUGUCUAUGCUCUGCACUGAUAAGACAAUGGUUCAUGUCAAUGUUAGCAAGGAUAAAUCGUAUCGUAGCAAAGAUCUCAAUGACUUUAUUGCUGAUCUAAAGACAAAGGUUGGUUCCAAUGACCGCUGCAUAAUUAAAAAGACUCGAUGGCAGACUACCGCGUUGCCCUCUUCUUCAAACUCAGUUCUCCCUAUGCCACAUCCUGAUGCCUCUGCACAUGAACGCCUACUUUCUUCUAAGUACCAAGUGUCUGGUUGCGAUUACUACUAUCAAGACAGCCCAACUAACAGCGCUUCUAUCACAACUGACAGCGCUUCUAUCACAACUAGCAGCACUCCUACCGCAGCAAAUAGCUCGAUUGAUUCUGAUCCUGAAUAUAAACCCAGUACUCCUUUAUCAGCAACGCUCAUUAAAAUCGGUCUCAAACUCGUGUUACCACUCGGCAUCCUAGUGUCUGGUUGGCUCCUGAUGACUCAUCAUCCCAAUUUCUUCUUGAUCGGUUUAGGUGCUCUUAUUAUUAUCCCUACUCUCCUCCAAGUUGCCAUGUUUCGGCUUAAAAGGUACAAGCCGGCCUUCCGUUGGGUAAACAUUGUUCUCCUUUUCACAUUACUGGUCUUCUUUACUGGCCAAUUAGUCUUGCAUCUCGGACCAUUUACUGCCAACUUAACCCAGCCUCGACCCAAUAUAAUUCUACUGCUCUGUAAUUGGGUCUUAGAGUGCGUUGUUCUUAUUCCAACUCUCUUCCUGCUUUUCCGGUCGCUUAGUUCAUCUAAAUCUAAACGCCAGUCGCAACUACAAGCCACGGCUAUUAUCACCCUAUACGUCGGGGCGAUUUUCUUAAUGCUCACAACCGUAUCCUUUGUUGCUUUCUGGUCUCAUACUGACAAACUCCAUUCAAUCAUUCGAACUAACUUGAUUGCACUUGCUCCCACUAUUCUUUUGGCCGCAGUCGCACUUGAGGCUCGUCUGAAUCCUCGUCAGAACGUCAUAUCAACAACCAGCCAGCCCUUCCAAUGGCUACCGAUCCUUCGGGUCAUCAGUACCUGCAUUAUUCUUGUUGGCUUUAUGACAAUCGUUUUGCUGGUAAUAAUCCGACCCGCUCUGUUUGAGCUCUACAUCCGAGAUAUACUCAACACGAUAAAAGGGUAG
Nematocida homosporus is the source of this 2049-nucleotide messenger RNA. RefSeq lists its product as uncharacterized. The record is from RefSeq and is a predicted model, not a curated record. Bases 1 to 2049 code for a protein of 682 amino acids. The transcript has a single exon. Lineage: Eukaryota; Fungi; Microsporidia.